Messenger RNA from Ricinus communis (castor bean), 919 nucleotides. RefSeq lists its product as uncharacterized. The record is from RefSeq and is a predicted model, not a curated record. NCBI's taxonomy places the organism in Eukaryota, Viridiplantae, Streptophyta, Magnoliopsida, Malpighiales, Euphorbiaceae. The transcript is spliced from 6 exons. Gene Ontology annotation, cellular component: EKC/KEOPS complex. Bases 415 to 720 code for a protein of 101 amino acids.
UUUUAUUACUAUAUGGAAUUUAUUCUUAUACGGAGUAUAUAUGAAAAGGUUUUACUGUAUAUUUCUUUGAAACGCCACCACAGCCACCACCACUCCGCCUCGUCGCUGUCAUACACCCCACUCCUCCAUUCCCUCCUUUCUACGCCCUUACUCCUGCGACCUCUACUCCUGCGACCUCUACUCCUGCCGCCGUCUCUUUCUCUCUCUCCUUUUCAACUUCCAGAAUCGACGAGUUGCCUCCUGUCGUAAACACGGAUGAUUCGCCGGUAUUAAUGUAAAGAUAAACAAACGGUGUCGUUUCGUUCUGCUCUUAUCUAUUUUUGCCUACUAAAAAACGAGUAGGCGGCCAUUUGGGUCGCUGUACUUUUGCAAAUUGCUUCUGUUUCUGCUUACAAUUUUGCGGUUAGCUUCAACAUGCCAGACGACCAAAUUCAAUGGGAUUUCAGCUGGUUUCCAUUCAGCUUCUCUGAAAUUUGUGACUUGGAAGUUGAUUUUGGAUCCGAUGAGAAUGCUUCCAUUGUCCAUAGUGCUUUAGCUGUUGAUAAGGAGCUGCAGCCAGAUAAAGUAAAAAGGCAUAUGUCAAUCUCUGAUGGAAAGUUGUCAGUGCACUUCGAGGCAGUGGAGGCAAGAUUUCUUCGAGCAUCAUUUUCUGCUUUCACAGAUGUCCUUACACUUGCAACAAAGACUAUUGAAGAAUUUGGGAAAGGAGCAAAACUUUGAUAUGCAAUUUUUUCUUUUAUGAGGAAAUGCAUUGUGAUAUGCCAUUGCUGUUAGCAAAUCGGCUGUGCUGUAUACAGUUAUGUAAUCAUAGUAUUAUGCAUGUAUGAGUUUAAGAUGUUAACUUGGAACUUCAAAAUUGUGUCCGUUGGAGAUGAAGUAUUAAAAAAAUGCUUAGCACCUUAUUUCCUUCCUGCAUCAA